GGUUAACACCGCAACAUUUAGCACUGUGUGUAAAUCAAUGUAUGUCUGUAUAUAAGUCCCUCAUCUAGAGUGACUUACAGCAGUGACUGCGUGUAUACAUCUUCAUACUUUCUCAUUCUGGCCCCUGGCGGGAAUUGAACCCCCAACCCUGGCAUGCUCUAUCCUUUUAUACAUGUUAGUCAUUUAGCAGAUGCUCCCAUUGAGAGCAAUGUAUUGCUGCUGGUGAAAACAUUUUAACACAGCUAAGUGGGACAACCAAGUAGAAGUCCAAAGUUGUAUCAUUAGGAUGCAUUCAACAAGCUCAAACAAAGCUCCCCCCGCCCCAGACAUCAAAAUCACCCAUCUCCAGUUCACAAGUUACAGGCUUCUAAUCCUGCAGAGCUCAACCAGCCUGUUGGAAGAGGUAGAAUACAAACACACUGUUAAAUCAGCAGACAUGUACCUAAAGCUAAUUUAAUGUUUCAGAAAAAAAAGCUGAUAAUAGACGUUCCAAUGCUCCUCUUGUGUGUGCCAUGCAGCCCUCGUCUCUUUGGAUCAUUAUUGGUUGCAGUACAAUUAUCACGUGUACUGUUCUGCCACCUGAGGAAAUAGUUUUAAGCAACUGAUCUGUCAGUAAGAGUGUAUUUGCUUGUAAAACUCAUUUAGAAGCAUAUACACGUGUGCGUAUGUAUGUGUCUUUCUGUAUUUCUGUGCUCUUCACGUGCACAUGUUUUUGGUAGCUGUUGGUCACCAGGACAGUCCAUCCCAGGUCAGUCCAUUCCCAGGACAGUCCAUUCCCAGGACAGUCCAUUCCCAGGACAGUCUGGCCUCCCACUCAAUAGGUAGAUAAAUCAGGCCCCAGACUACGGCUGACACCCUGGUGUGACUUGGAGCUCCCUCACGCAGCCUUCAGAAAAAGGCCUAGCAAAGUUUAUAUGUGUGUGUGUGUGUAUGUUUGUGUCUGGGUGUGUGUGUGUGUGUGUAUGGAGUUUAUAUAACGUAUGCAUGCAGGUGUGUGUUGAAAGUGGGUUAAACGAAGGCCAUCCCAGGGGGGAUCACUUGAGGGGACACCUUCUCUGGCAGAAAGGCGCUAGCCGAUUAGCGUUUGUGUUCACAAGGCUGAUUUCCAUCCUCCCUGCCCUGGCUUGCGUGACCCAGUCGUCCCCGUGAAAUCCUCUACUAAUCUGGCUCCACUGUCCUCCCCCUUCACCCGUCCUAACGAGGUGUCACCUGUAAGCACUUCUUAUGUGUGAGGGACUCCGGGAAUAUUCUGUUUUCCGAAUUUUUUUUUUUGUCCUUUCUAGAGAAGACCGGUUGUGUUGUUUCAACAUUUCUAGAUGAAUUUGGAUGUCUCGGUCUCUCCUCUUUCUUCUGAUCUUUUGAUGUGACCACCGUGGGUUGACCGGGCGAAUAAUGCAUUGCCUUCUCUACGCCCAUGUCUUGUUGAGCUGCUUCAGUUGGGCUUAUUCCUCCUGCCCUUCCCAGUGCAGCUGUGUGUACCAGGGACGGACUGACGCCACAGGGACCAGGUCAGUGCUCUGCAAUGACCCGGAUAUGUCUGACAUCCCUGUUAACGUCCCCCUGGACACGGUCAAACUGCGUGUUGAGAAGACGGGCGUGCGACGCAUCCCCACAGAAGCUUUCUACUACCUGAAUGACCUACGCUACCUGUGGGUCACCUACAACUCCAUUUCCUCUGUGGACGCUGCUGCGUUCUACAACCUCAAGGUCCUCCACGAACUGCGGCUGGACGGGAACCUGAUCUCCACAUUUCCCUGGGCGUCCCUGAAGGAGAUGCCCAGAUUGAGGACACUGGAUCUUCACAACAACCGCUUGACUUCUAUUGCUGCUGAGGCGACCCUGUACCUGGUUAAUAUCACCUACCUGGAUGUCUCCAGCAACCGGCUCACCACUCUGUCUUCGGACCUGAUGGAUAUCUGGCCGCCGUUCAAUGGAAUGCCUGUCACCUCCGAUCUGUCUCCGAAAGUGGUGCUUGGUCUCCAGGACAACCCGUGGGUCUGCGACUGCAGGAUCUCCAAGCUGAUUGAGCUUUCCAAAAUGGCUGACACGUCAGUGGUAUUCAUGGACCAGUUCCUGUCCUGCAGCGGGCCUGAGAAUCUGGUCGGGGUGUUGUUUCAAAGGGCAGAACUGGAACAAUGUCUCAAGCCGUCUGUCAUGAUGUCAGGCACCAAGAUCACAGCCACAUUAGGCAGCAACGUGCUUCUGCGCUGCGAUGCCACAGGUUUUCCCACACCUACCCUCAUUUGGACCACCUCAGAUGGCUCACCCGUGAAUAACACAGUUGUCCAGGAAUCUCCGGGCGAGGGUGUCCGAUGGUCUAUUAUCAGCCUGAAUGGCAUCUCAUUCAAAGACGACGGGCGGUACAGCUGCAAGGCUAAGAACGUGGCCGGUAACUCAGAGGCUUCCAUCACCCUGUCUGUGGCAGGUUAUGUCGCUACAACCAUGAACCAGCAGAUACCAAACGCAGAAACUGGAGGUGAUAGCCAGCCCACCACAACCGCUGCUCCAACAUCAGGCUUCUUAAACUCCGCUAUUACCACGGCAUCCACCGCCGUCCCGGCUGCAACCACACCGCCACCCACAUCGCCACCUGUCCCCGCAAACAAGAAACCCACGCCUGGCAGCGUGCGGCGGGGAGACCCAUCCAAACCAUUCAAGAUCCAAUCAGGCAGUGACAGGAAGCUGGCGGCAGAUCAGAGCAAUAUGAAGGGUGAUUCCAGAAGCAUCCAGGAUCUGGAGGUUGUGGAGGAAACACCGUACAGCGCAGUAUUACUCUGGACGGCCGACGGUUUGCCCGGUGAUGCUCCUCUCACCAUCGUUUACUCCACUUACGAUGAAGUGGACGACUCCAAAAGGACAGUGGAUACCAAUGCCGGGAGUGGCAAAGUACUCCUUGGAGGCUUGACUUCUGGAACGAGGUACCAGGUUUGCCUGGUUGCAAAAGGGAGCGCGGUGAGGAAAGACCCCUGCAUUGACUUCUUCACUCUGGACAUUAUCGAGGACGAUGAUGUCAACCAGGUGCUGAUGAUAUUCAGUGGCGUUACCUGUGCUGUGGUUGUAGCUGUCAUUGGUCUGCUGAUCUAUAAGAUCCUGUCACUGUACUGCAAGAGGAGUGUGCCAGGUUCUGAUGAAGAGCUAUCUAAAGACACAUACGUGAAGUUUGAGACACUCUCGAUGAAGCCGAGGACCUUAAACGUUAAUCCGACUGAAAUGUGGGCCCGCAGGCAAACCCAAGAGUCCCAAGAGAGGAUGCUUCUUUGCUCAAGGUCCAGCAUUGACUCCCAAAUGACAUACAAGAGUGACAGUUCCAGAUCAGAAUUUCUGUGCUAGCUCUAGUUCAAGAAACUACAGGACUCUUAUGAUGAACACUGGAGAUCUUUCAGAAUGGUUGUCAGAUCUUUCCUAAUGAUAUGUUGUAGCCUUAAUUGUUUGGAGAUUUGCCACAAUGCCAGCAUCAUGAUAUUGAAAAUAUUUUUCAAUGGAAACUUAUCAUGAUAGGAAAGUUUCCCUUACCUUGGGACAACAUGUUGUCAUACAGAUGAUGACAUACAUGUCUGUUUUUGGUACAUGUAUGUUCAUAUGUAUAUAUGUAUACAUAAUUCCUAGUAUAAACACAUAAUAUUUGACGUAAAGCAAGAUUCUGAGGGACCAAAAAGUUAAGCCUUUUUAUAUAGAUUUUCUUACCAUAAAGAAAUCAAGGAUCAUGAUAUUGGUAUUAUGCCAACUCUGUUGAGAUGUUGUCUCUGGAGUUUCACACUAGAAUGAAACUCAGUUGAAUACAAUUUUCCAUGAUACUGUAAUGAAAUAAUAUUUCACUGUGAUCACCAUGGCCUAUGUGUAUGUCACUAAACACCGCUCACUAUCCACUUCCAAUGCAUAAGAAAUUGAUCUCAGUUUUCUAUCAGUUGACAUACCUGCUUUCCAAGUCCAUGACCAACAACACACUGUACAUUUUACUGGUGUUAGGGGUGAUAUUUGAAGAUAUUUGUUGCCUUACUCUACUAAAAAGCUAUUUUCUUCUCGAACCCUAGUGUAUUAGAAGAUUCAAUCUGCCCACCAAGCGAGGACACUGUUUCUGUGAAAGUGAUUGUACAUACAGUAUUUGUGCAUAAAAUAUGGUGUUCUUAUUUUUAAUUAAAUAAAUACUUGUUUAUUUCA
Molecule: messenger RNA, 4158 nt
Organism: Esox lucius (northern pike)
Lineage: Eukaryota; Metazoa; Chordata; Actinopteri; Esociformes; Esocidae
Gene: lrit3a
Product: info leucine-rich repeat, immunoglobulin-like and transmembrane domains 3a
Exons: 4
Coding region: 1393-3330 (645 amino acids)
Molecular function (GO): protein binding
Source: RefSeq, a predicted model, not a curated record